UCACUUCACGGUGGAACAAAAAAAUGAAAAAGAAAGACAAAAAAUAAAAAAAGGAGUCCUUUUGCUUGUUGAAAUAUUAUUGUUGUUAUCUGUCACUCUCAGUCUCUUCGAGAAGCCCAGUUCCGUCUACCAUAUUGUUAGAUAUUUUUGUUGCCCUAGAUUUUCACUCUGUAAGUUUUACCUAGAAAAGCCAUGGCUAAUGCAGCUUCUGGAAUGGCUGUGCAUGAUGACUGCAAGCUGAAGUUUCUAGAGUUAAAGGCUAAAAGAACUUACCGCUUCAUAGUAUUCAAGAUUGAGGAGAAACAAAAGCAGGUUGUUGUGGAAAAGGUUGGUGAGCCAACUCAAAGCUACGAGGAUUUCACUGCAAGCCUCCCUGCUGAUGAGUGUCGAUAUGCUGUAUAUGAUUUUGACUUUGUGACUGCUGAGAAUUGCCGGAAAAGCAGGAUUUUCUUCAUUGCAUGGUCUCCUGACACAUCAAGGGUGAGAAGCAAGAUGAUUUACGCUAGCUCCAAGGACAGGUUCAAGAGAGAGUUGGAUGGUAUUCAAGUAGAGCUGCAGGCAACUGAUCCCACUGAGAUGGGACUUGAUGUUAUAAGAAGCCGUGCCAGCUAAAUUGGAGUCUCCAAGAGGCAGGAAUGGAGAUAUUCAAGUGCUCUCUGCUUUUGCUUUAGAUGAAAUGUUAAUAGGCUGUGGGGGGCGGUAUCCACCUGACUGAACUAUGAUAUUGGUUUCUUGUUCAAGUUUUAUAUUGAAGUCUUCGUCUAGAACAAGUUUACUGAUUUC
Durio zibethinus is the source of this 783-nucleotide messenger RNA. Its product is annotated as actin-depolymerizing factor 2-like. Gene Ontology annotation, molecular function: actin binding. Gene Ontology annotation, biological process: actin filament depolymerization. The record is from RefSeq and is a predicted model, not a curated record. NCBI's taxonomy places the organism in Eukaryota, Viridiplantae, Streptophyta, Magnoliopsida, Malvales, Malvaceae. Gene Ontology annotation, cellular component: actin cytoskeleton.